This is a messenger RNA of Mya arenaria, 749 nucleotides long. RefSeq lists its product as uncharacterized. The coding region runs from base 1 to 555 and encodes 184 amino acids. The record is from RefSeq and is a predicted model, not a curated record. NCBI's taxonomy places the organism in Eukaryota, Metazoa, Mollusca, Bivalvia, Myida, Myidae. The transcript is spliced from 3 exons.
AUGAAUGGACAGUCACCUGGGACAGGUCAGAAUAUGGGACAGGAAACUAUGCAAAUAGAGGGCGCAAAGCAGAACAUGCUACUCAAACCAAACGGGUUUGGCGAUACAAGGCCGGAAGUACUAGACCAGUUCUCGUCAAAUUCGACAAAUGCGAAGACCGAGAAAAAAUCUGUCAGAUCGCAGACCGGUGGCCUCAUCUUCCGACGCACUCAACCAAGGUUCGAGCCAGCCACUUGGAACGUCAACACAGCCACUUUGAACGACGAGGCCAGGACCAACAACGUGUGUGAAGCCUGGAACAAUGGGUUCCGGUGUCUCGUCGGCCACGUCAAUCCCUCGCUUUGGACUGUCAUCUCCUGCUUCGAGAAGGACGCUGCAAUGGUGGAAGCAGAGAUCCUCCGUGUCCAGAGAGGCCAGCCAUCAAAGAAGCCAGCGAGGAAGGGAACAGUACGAUACCAGAAGACGUUGAAGACCCUGUGCCAGCAGUUAUCCAAUGGACAGAAGACGGUCGAAGAGUUUCUGCAGGCCAUUGGGGGUCACAUCCGACUGCGUUAGGACUGAACAUCUGUAAUGUACCUGUAAUAUGAUAUGAUGAAUGUGCUAAAAUGAAUGUGCUAUUUUGAUCUUGAUUAGUGAAUUACUUAUCAUACCAUUCAGAGAACAGAAACGUAUUUUUUGCUGUAUAUACUUGUAUAUAUGAGUGCUAUAAAUGUGCUAUAUGACUUCUGAUUUGAAAUAAAAAUAUUAUA